UAAAACGUUCUAAUUCGAUGAAAGACAAUCGAUUAUAGUUUCGAUUAAAGUUUCGAUUUCUAUAUCGAAAUCUUUAUUAGACGUCAUCGAUGAAGUUUGUUUACAUUUCCUGAUGAUGGGAGUGUGGUAUGUCUGAGGAAAUUUAAUUAAUUGAACUAUAUAACAGCUCUUCAAGGUCAACGCUCUUAAUUUUUUUUAUUAGAAGUCAUUUAGCUGUGCACCUAGUAACAAGAAAUGGGGAGAUAUCUAAAAAGCAUGCUUCUUUCUCGCCAAUUCCAUUUAUUAAAAUAUGGACUUACCUCAAGGCAUUUUUCAGCAGCAGCUGGUCCAACUACAAAACUUUUCAUUGAUGGGAAGUUUGUUGAUUCCAAAACUUCUGAAUGGAUUGAUGUUCAUAAUCCUGCGACAAAUGAAGUUGUGACCAGAGUUCCUAAGUCCACACCAUCAGAAAUGGAAGCAGCUGUAUUGUCAGCAAAGGAAGCAUUCAAGUCAUGGUCUCAGACAUCCAUUUUGACGCGUCAACAAACAAUGUUUCGCCUUCAGCAUUUAAUCAAAGAGAAUAUGGAGAGAUUAAAACAAAGUAUCACCCUAGAGCAAGGGAAAACUUUAGCUGAUGCUGCAGGAGAUGUCCACAGGGGAUUACAGGUUGUUGAGCAUGCCUGCUCUGUCACUUCCUUGCAGCUAGGUGAGACUCUCCCAUCCAUAUCUAGAGAUCUCGACACCUUCUCUUACCGCCUCCCAUUAGGAGUGACCGCUGGAAUAGCCCCUUUCAAUUUCCCAGCCAUGAUACCGCUUUGGAUGUUUCCAUUGGCUCUUGUGACUGGAAAUACAAUGGUCUUGAAACCAUCUGAAAGAGUUCCAGGAGCGACCAUGAUCCUGAUGGAGCUGGCUAAAGAGUCUGGUAUUCCUGAUGGAGCUGUUAAUGUCAUUCAUGGGGCUCAUGAAGCUGUUACAUUUAUCUGUGAUAAUCCUGACAUAAGAGCGAUUUCAUUUGUGGGAUCAGAUAGAGCAGGAAAGUAUAUUUAUGAAAGAGGAUCUAUGAAUGGUAAACGAGUUCAGAGUAAUAUGGGUGCCAAAAAUCACGGAGUUAUCAUGCCUGAUGCAAAUAAAGAACAUACCUUGAAUCAACUUGUUGGAGCCGCAUUUGGUGCUGCAGGUCAAAGAUGCAUGGCCCUCUCAACUGCUGUGUUUGUAGGAGAAUCUCAAAAAUGGAUACCCGAACUCGUAGAACGUGCCAAAACUUUAAAAGUCAAUGCGGGUCAUGAACCCAAUACCGAUCUUGGACCUGUCAUAUCGCCUCAAGCAAAGCAAAGAAUUUCAACUCUUGUUGAAUCUGGUGUUAAAGAAGGUGCCAAGCUGAUAUUGGAUGGACGCUCCGUCAAAGUGCCGGGAUACGAAAAGGGCAAUUUUGUUGGACCCACCAUACUUACUGAUGUGAAGCCUAACAUGACUUGUUACAAGGAAGAAAUAUUUGGUCCUGUUUUAGUUAUACUCUCCACUGAUACCAUUGAUGAUGCCAUCAGUCUAAUCAAUUCUAAUCCUUAUGGGAAUGGUACUGCAAUCUUUACAACCAAUGGUGCCACUGCAAGGAAAUUCACUCUUGACAUUGAUGUUGGUCAGGUUGGUGUUAAUGUUCCAAUUCCCGUGCCAUUGCCGAUGUUCUCUUUCACUGGAUCGAGAGGCUCUUUUCUAGGAGAUGCCAACUUUUAUGGAAAAGCGGGUAUCAAUUUUUACACACAGCUCAAAACAGUGACUCAGUUAUGGCGUGAGCAAGAUGCUUCACAUUCCAGAGCAGCUACUUCUAUGCCAGUUAUGAAAUGAAAUGAAACGUUUGAGAAUAAUUAAAUGACUGUCUUCCCUAUAUUUCUUGUUACGUCAUUGUUAAAAUGCAAAUAAAUAUUUUUUAUUUUCUGA
Parasteatoda tepidariorum (common house spider) is the source of this 1914-nucleotide messenger RNA. Its product is annotated as putative methylmalonate-semialdehyde/malonate-semialdehyde dehydrogenase [acylating], mitochondrial. Gene Ontology annotation, biological process: thymine catabolic process; L-valine catabolic process. Gene Ontology annotation, cellular component: mitochondrion. NCBI's taxonomy places the organism in Eukaryota, Metazoa, Arthropoda, Arachnida, Araneae, Theridiidae. The record is from RefSeq and is a predicted model, not a curated record. Gene Ontology annotation, molecular function: methylmalonate-semialdehyde dehydrogenase (acylating, NAD+) activity.